This is a messenger RNA of Gigantopelta aegis, 3954 nucleotides long. RefSeq lists its product as uncharacterized. The record is from RefSeq and is a predicted model, not a curated record. The transcript is spliced from 4 exons. Bases 75 to 1442 code for a protein of 455 amino acids. Lineage: Eukaryota; Metazoa; Mollusca; Gastropoda; Neomphalida; Peltospiridae. Gene Ontology annotation, molecular function: DNA binding.
CUCGAAUUUCUACAAGCGCGUGUUAGGGGAAAAGAUUCACGCAAACUGGGUUUUCUUUUCAACAUUUUGCCGCCAUGUUGGAGAAACAGUAUUCCGUGAAGUUUUUCUCCUCAUUCAUUGAGGCCAUACAGAAAGUGUGUCGAGACUUUCUCGACUAUGAACAGGGAGUGGAACUCAGUGGCUAUCUGGCCGUGGAGAUAGACAACAUUAAGAAAGAGAGAUACGUCCUCAGUGAGUUUAUUCAGAGCUCGGGCAAUGUGAUCAGUGAAAGUUUCUGCACAAAAGCCUUUAAGACGGUGCCAAAAAGUGCCCAGACUCCAGAACACAGAGUUCUCAAGGAACAUAACACAAGUUCGAGUAUCGACUUGAUAGACAGUUAUGGCCAGGAGCAGGCCUCGAUAAACCGCAGAACGUACCUGCCAGGUGGAUAUUCUUCUAAUCAGAGACAUUCAACUGGAGGUUUUCACAGUGUUCGCUCCACUCACUCGUCGCGGUCACAGCCUCAAAUACAGCCUAGAUCAUCGACAUCGUGGAUCUCUUCUCCCGAAACGGUCCAGUCACAUCAGACAAACACGUCGGGUAGAAGUUCGUUUCCCGGGACUCAGACAAAUAUUGGUUUUGAAGCAAGUGAUCGAGGUUUUAAGAGAAACGCUACAGAUUUGGAAGGGACACCUUCUAUAAAAAUAGCACGGUCAGGUUCAGCAGACCAUUCUAUAGCAGGCAGCUCCGCAAACUUAGUAUCAGAAACUCAUUCUAACCCAGAAUUUACACAAUCUACCCAGUCGGGCAUGGAGGAAAGUGUUCAUUUGCCGCUGUCGGCGAAAGUGAAGCAAGAGGAGGAGGAUGAUGAUGAUGAUGUGACAUUGAUAGAAAGUAUAAGUGACUUUAGCAAGGGAGACGGAGCGGUGGGGUUCGGUGGUGACUAUUCAGACAUUCUCAGAGACGAUGUCGCUGGCUCGUCACAAAACAUGUACAUGCAGCUGUCUACGUCCGGGGAGAAAGUGGAGCUUUUUAAGGCUCAUCCAAAGAAAGCCUAUACCCAAUCAGCAUUUAUUGAAGCACUGCGCAUUGUCUCUGAGUGUGGAAUUUCCAUCAGAAAGGCUGGCAGAAUGUACAAUAUCCCACACCAGACCCUUCACGAUCACAUCCGUGGCCGGCGUAAGAAGCAGAGAGAGGAAAUUCCUCUUUCCAUGGUUCCAGGGGACCGUUUCAUGCCAGAAAACCGUUACAGCCAUGUUGAAGGAGAUGAUGGACUCAACUCUCUGAUGGGACAUACAGCUCAUGUUGGAGUUAAUCGUACAGAUCAUGUUGGAGUUAAUCGUACAGAUCAUGUUGGGGAUACUCAUACAGAUCAUGCUGGGGAUACUCAUACAGAUCAUGUUGGGGAUAAGCAUAUUGCCAUGACAGAUGUUGACCAAACUGGUAAUGAAACCAGCUCCUAGAAGAGAAAUGUUGGCCAUUCUGGAGAUGAACAACAGAACUCCAUGACUAUUUUGUGUGUCUGCUUCACAUCAAUUUACUGGAAUUGUUGAUGACAGGAAAAGCACUUGACAUCCAUACAUUUGACUGUUUGCCUUCUGCAAGAGACAUAUACCCGAUCAUCUACAUGGAGAAAAUGAGCUUUAAAAAAUUGGUUCCUGAUUGAAAAAUAUUUAUCAGUUUUAACUGCUAACAUGAUUUGUCAUAGUGAAUUAUUCAGCAUAAAUAGACAGACUGCAAUUCUGUCCUUGGAAAGUUUGAACGAUGGUCCAAGGUGUUGCUUAAAAUGUUGUGUAUAUUUUAUUAUUAACUGUUAUUGUCUGGUGUUUCUGUGUUAUUUCAGUUAACUUUGUAUGGUUUACAGUUAUUUUUACAUACAUUGAUAGAUCAUGUGUUUUCAUCAUUGAAAUGACAUUGAUUUUUUUAAUAUUAUACACACAAAUUGUUUUAUUAAAAAUUGCUGGAGAUGAUUAUUUAAUUAUAGGGCAUUAAACUCAAAACUAUACAUGAAUUAUUUAUAUUGUCUUUUUUUAUUAUUAUUGGACUCCCAAGUUUCCAGAACUUCAUAAAUCCAUACGCAUGCAGUACGAAGUGUCUCGUACAGUAAUACACGGACUACAAUCACAGAUAAGUGAUCAGUAUAUCAAUGAUCAUUGUCAGAACGUCGUCUGUGCAAAUGAAAUUAAUCAUGUGGAUUCUCAAAAACUGAAAGACUAACUGAAAUUAUUCAACCUCAAUCCAAAUCGAAAUUCAGUAAUGUUAAAAUGUUUCAUUUUUAAUAUUUUAACAAUCUUUUGAAAUUGUGUACAUAUGAAUAAUUUGUUAAGAUUGAAAGUAUGUCAAGACAAAAAAAGGUUUACUAAGUCAGACAUGUGAAAUGCUAGACUUCUUCAUUAUUAACAUACAUGUCAAAUUUGGUAAUAGGAUAUAUAAUUAUAAAUAGGAAAUCAUUAUUUCCGUGGGCACCAUUUUUUCCCCUUCUAUUCAUAUAAAUAAUAAUUUCAAACUUUAUCUUUAUGUACUCGGGCUAAAUGGAAACAGAGACUUCUAGCUAAAAGUUCAGUUGCAACUUUUGCUAUAUUAUUAAUUUUUUAUUAUUUGGUAAUAGCACAACAACAGAACACCUUCCACUAAUUUACCCACCAGAGCUGAAGUAAAAUUAAAAGAAACUGGCAGUACAAGAUGAGAAAUUAAAACCUACACUAGCCUCUGGACUAAGCUAUGCUAGAAAGUGUAUGACUUAAGCUUUCUAAAGGUCAGUUUAUCCUUCUGCACCAGCUUUUGUAGCGUACAUCUUGCAACUUCUGAAAUACCCUAUGGCAUGGUCAAAUGCUGAUUUUAAACAAUGCCAUGUCAUGACAUAAGAUGUAUCAUUACGAUUAUGGCAUUGAAACUCUAGAAUUCUCCUUGGUGAAAACCUUGUAAUACCUUUCACUGAUUCUUCUCGCUGACUAACAACUACAGACUGUAUUCAUGAUGGUGCCAUGACUGAUUAUUGAUAAUAUUUCAUUGUUAAAGCUGUUCAAUUGAUAGAUCACCACUAAAUAGAUGCCAUAAUUGCCACAGUAAUGGCAAGACAGUAUAACAAACAUGGAUUACUGUUCAGCUGAACAGGCUACUCGCAUAGAUCUAUCAUUAAGCUUUGGAAAAUAAUAUAAUGGCUUGGAGACCAGCAAAUGAUGCUAUUGGCUACAGAAAUGUUGGACUAAUGCAUGUAAAAUGGUUAGAAUUCUUGCAUAGAUUUCCUUUUGUUUUAUCCUUUGAAAAAUCAUUUAAUGACAAGACCAACAAGAAAUGCUCUUGGCUGAAGAAUUUUUGCAUAAAUUUAUUAUUAUUAUUAUUAUUGUUGUUGUGCUUUGAAAAAAUUAUUUAAUAACAGUUUAAGACCAACAAGUUGUGCUCUUUGCUAAAGAAAGGUUGGAGUAAUGCAUGGAAAAUGGUUAGAAUUCUUGCGUGCAUGGGUAAUGUCCAUGUCUGAUCAGAUUAGUGUUUUUAUUGAUUUUAUGUUUUUAUCUUCUCAUUUGAAGAACUCCUACAUUGUAACAACAAACAUUCGUCUUUGGGGGUAAUGUGGAUGGUCUUAUUCAAAUAUUUGUUUAUUUAUCCUUCCAUCCAUACAAAAUCCUCAGAAGCAUAUUUACUGCCUAGAAUAUGCUUCCCAGUUAGUAAAUAUUUGUUUUCAUAUUUACUACAAAUGCAUAGUAGAACAUUUCUCAAGAAGAAAUAAAUAAAAUCCAGGAUGAAGCAGUGUAUGAGCUGUCUGGUGUGUUUGAUAUAAAUAUACAUCCUGUUUGACAACCAAUAGCUGAUGUGGUCUUCGUGCUUGGAUAUCCUUAAUCUUGAAUUCAUUCACUAACAUACAUUGUACAUCCUGACAGAAUGUUAAUAAUGUUCAUCUUGCUGAAUCUGGGAGAAGUCUGUUACCUAGAUGCAAUGUCUAGCAGUUUAUGGAUAAAGUGGAUUGUUCUAAGACAU